Molecule: messenger RNA, 3482 nt
Organism: Taeniopygia guttata (zebra finch)
Lineage: Eukaryota; Metazoa; Chordata; Aves; Passeriformes; Estrildidae
Source: RefSeq, a predicted model, not a curated record
AUGGGGGAAGAAAUUCUUUACUACGAGGGUGGUAAGCCAGACCGCGCAGCGCUCCCUCAGCAGUGCAGCGAGUCCCGGCUCUCCGGGCCGCGCCUGCGCCCCCCGCGGGAGGACGGGCCGCGCCUGCGCCGCCGCCGGGGCCGCGUUCGGCCGGGCCGCCCCGCCUCAGCCAUGUCCGGCGGGCCGCGCCGGCCGCGCAGUUCUAUGCAACAUCCACACUGCUGGCAUCAAGAGCAGGAACAUGGAAACUGCAAUGAUUCAGAUUCUCUGGUGUUUGAGGAAUAUCAGUGUGGCCAUUCAGACCACUUGCUGGAGAGCUCGACAACAUCAGAACAUUCUAGGCCUCUUUCCAGGUGCCCCAGCUGGGAAGGUAGAACUGAAGAAGGCAAGGCAAUGAGAGCAUCAAAUAACAAAAUGACAAAUUCUGUUUCAAGCAACUCCGCCAAUCCAGCUGAAAGGGAAACGGAUGAGGUGGUCCUGAGGAGAAGACAAAAACAGAUCAAUUUUGGCAAGAAUACCCUUGCAUAUGACAGAUACAUUAAAGAAGUCCCAAAGAGCCAGCGACUUCCAGGAGUUCACCCUACAACUCCCAACAAGUUUAAGAAGUACAGCCGCAGGUCCUGGGACCAGCAGAUCAAGCUGUGGAAGAUAGCACUGCAUGCCUGGGAUCCUCCUGCUGAAGAAACCUGGGACCUGCAGCCCGUUAGUACCGAACCUUCAGGUAGUCCCCAGGAAUGGUUCUGCAAAGAUGAGGAUGUUCCUGGCUUCUUUGAGUUUGAUGAAAAGCAGCCAAGAAGUGAGUGUGGAGAUGAGUGUAGACAGACUACCCAAACACCUGAGAGUUCCUGUUCUCCCAAUUCUUCUCCAGUAUGGAAACGCAGAAGAAGAAACAAUUCUGACUCCUUUGUGGUUUCAGAGAGCAAAAACCAUUAUCUGCAGAUGUGCCACACACUGGAAAGUUCUAUGCAACAUCCACACUGCUGGCAUCAAGAGCAGAAACAUGGAAACUGCAAUGAUUCAGAUUCUCUGGUGUUUGAGGAAUAUCAGUGUGGCCAUUCAGACCACUUGCUGGAGAGGUGCCCCAGCUGGGAAGGUAGAACUGAAGAAGGCAAGGCAAUGAGAGCAUCAAAUAACAAAAUGACAAACAACUCCGCCAAUCCAGCUGAAAGGGAAACGGAUGAGGUGGUCCUGAGGAGAAGACAAAAACAGAUCAAUUUUGGCAAGAAUACCCUUGCAUAUGACAGAUACAUUAAAGAAGUCCCAAAGAGCCAGCGACUUCCAGGAGUUCACCCUACAACUCCCAACAAGUUUAAGAAGUACAGCCGCAGGUCCUGGGACCAGCAGAUCAAGCUGUGGAAGAUAGCACUGCAUGCCUGGGAUCCUCCUGCUGAAGAAACCUGGGACCUGCAGCCCGUUAGUACCGAACCUUCAGGUAGUCCCCAGGAAUGGUUCUGCAAAGAUGAGGAUGUUCCUGGCUUUUUUGAGUUUGAUGAAAAGCAGCCAAGAAGUGAGUGUGGAGAUGAGUGCAGACAGACUACCCAGACACCUGAGAGUUCCUGUUCUCCCAAUUCUUCUCCAGUAUGGAAACGCAGAAGAAGAAACAAUUCUGACUCCUCUGUGGUUUCAGAGAGCAAAAACCAUUAUCUGCAGAUGUGCCACACACUGGAAAGCCUUACUGACUCAGGACAUCAGGAUGCUUUUUCAAAGUGCUCAGUGUGGGAAGCCUUUGGUGAAAAAGCUGAAGUAAUGACAGUACAACAAAGUAUGGGAAUAACAAGUGACUCAAUUCCACCCAGUUAUUCUUCAGGAUGGAACAAUCCAAAACAGAAGCAAUCCAGGUUCUUUCUGCCUGACAGCAAGACUUGGAGAGAUACAGACUUCAGGCUUGAGAGGCUUAAACUUUGUAGCAGUUUAUCGGAUGGAUAUCAGUCAGAAUACCCUGACAGAGGAUUGGGAAGUGCAAAUGCUGAAGAUACAAUACUGAGGGAAAAAAUCUAAAUCCCAAGUCUCUCUUUGUAUAUAGAAGUAUUGAAGAAGCAAUUUUCUCAAGAAAAAGACUUGAAGAAUAGGGAUUUAGUCUGAGAUCAGCAGAUCAAGUCUUGGAAAACUGGUGCUGUCAUGUAGGAUCUGCACUGGAAGAGAUUUGCAGUCAGCAUACUUGCAAUCAACAUAAGGUGAAAUUAUUCAGGUUUCUCCAGCUCUUUCUAAGGAUAGAUUGUUUUCUGCAAGCUGUGCCUCAAGUGUAAAACUCCAGAUUUCGUGAACCUGUGCUGCAAUGACAAUGGAUGUUCCUUAAAGCUUUUGUGAGGGCAUUUCUGCUGUGCCUGCGUUGGCGGGUGACAUGUACAUUAUUUUUCAAAGGCUGCUUCAGGUGAUGGAUCCUGCCAUUCCCUCUGGAGGUCUUGUUCCUCAGGGUGUGCUGAAGUUUUACCAGUGAAUUGGUCCAGUGUCAAGUCAGACUGAAAUCCAACCCCUCCAAUCAAGGAACCUCCUCUGCUCCACUGGACCAGAACUGGACAUCCAGCCUGAAGAACUGCUUCAGAAGAAUGUAGCUAAUUUCAGCCUUCCUCCAGUCAUUGAAGACAAGCUGUUCAUAAUUUUUGGAUUGGGUGGUCACCCAUUUGGCCUAUUUAUUGUUAUCUGAGAUGUAUUAAGGUGGCAUUUGCCUAAGCCAGGUGAGAGAAGUGAAAGGAAAGGUAUAUGGUUUAUCAAAAUCAGAUCCUUUUCUUGGAGGGGUUGAGUGACUGUUAGAACAGAAGCACAGCUUAAAUACCUGGAUUUUGUGUUUAUGUGUGUUGCAGCCUGACCCAAAGAGCCAGUCUACAGUUAAAGAGUAGGAGAGGAUGCAUUCAGUGCCUGUUGUUCCUACAACUAUUGGGGAUGAAUAGCAGUAUUUGCAGGUGUGGAGAUGCUCUUGUCCAGGCUAAGGGUUGUGAUGGUGUUGGGACAGGCUCUCUUUUUUUUUAUUCUGCUAACACUGUGUGCAGAAGUUUGAAGUGAGAGCUGUGGCUACCGUGUUUGGACUAAAUUCACAUGCCAGUUACAGGAAUUUUACAAUCCUUGUGUAGCAUGUACUGGGAUACCAAUGGCUGCUGGAGCUGGGAGUUGUCUCUGCAGGAAUUUGGUUUUACUUUCUCUUGCUAUAGGGCUGGCAGUACCCAGGGCCAAGAGCCCAUUGUGCUGCUGAUUUUGAAGUAAGCUGCUUCCUCAGAAACUAUUCUCCCUCUCAAAAUGUUAUUUCCAGGCAUGCUCAGGCAUUUUUCCCAGCACAAGGGUGUAUCAGUCACACACCACAGAGCACGGAGCAUGUGUGUACGAGGGACACAUCUGUACAGCACUUUUCUAAGAGGUAAUAUUUAGAACCUUGUUGUUCCAAUGUGCACGUUUCCUUGUGAUUUAGGGUGCUUGUAAAUAAAGGGAAUGUGUUACAUUUUUGGCAAUUUGCCUUUAUGCAGAAGAAUUAAAGACUUGAACUUUAAAAA